GGGAGCUUGCCCAUAAAUGAUGAGUCACCCCUGCAGGUCUAUAAAAGUAAAGGUGCUUGUCUGGGAGAAGGCAGAAGCUCCGGCAUGUCCAUCACGAUGCUCCCAGGCAUCCUGGCUGCCUUCUUCUUCUUGAGCUGGACUCGGUGUUGGUCCCUGCCCCUUCCCAGAGAUGGCGAGGACGAUCUGUCUGAGGAGGACUUCCAGCUUGCCGAGCACUACUUGAAAUCCUACUACUACCCCCUGAAUCCUGCUGGAAUCCUGAAGAAGUCGGGCGCAGGCUCCGUGGUUGACAGGCUCCGAGAAAUGCAGUCCUUCUUCGGCUUAGAGGUCACUGGCAAACUUGAUGAUAACACCCUGGACAUCAUGAAGAAACCAAGAUGUGGGGUCCCCGAUGUGGGCGAGUACAAUGUUUUCCCCCGAACUCUCAAGUGGUCCAAGACGAAUCUGACCUACAGGAUUGUGAAUUAUACCCCUGAUCUGACUCAUUCUGAGGUUGAAAAGGCCUUCAGAAAAGCCUUCAAAGUUUGGUCAGAUGUGACCCCUCUGAAUUUCACCAGACUUCAUGAUGGCACUGCUGAUAUCAUGAUCUCUUUUGGAACUAAAGAACAUGGCGAUUUCUACCCAUUUGAUGGACCUUCUGGUCUGCUGGCUCAUGCUUUUCCUCCUGGGCCAAACUAUGGAGGGGAUGCCCAUUUUGAUGAUGACGAAACUUGGACAAGUAGUUCCAAAGGCUACAACUUGUUCCUUGUUGCUGCCCACGAGUUUGGCCACUCCUUGGGCCUCGACCACUCCAAGGACCCGGGAGCACUCAUGUUUCCCAUCUACACCUACACGGGCAAGAACCACUUUAUGCUUCCUGAUGACGAUGUACAAGGCAUCCAGUCUCUCUACGGCCCAGGAGACGAAGACCCCAACCCGAAACAUCCCAAGACACCAGACAAAUGUGAUCCCGCCUUAUCCCUGGACGCCAUCACCAGCCUCCGAGGAGAAACGAUGAUCUUUAAAGACAGAUUCUUCUGGCGCCUGCACCCUCAGCAGGUGGACGCCGAACUGUUCUUGACGAAAUCCUUCUGGCCGGAACUUCCCAACCGGAUCGACGCUGCCUACGAGCACCCCUCCCGGGACCUCAUCUUCAUCUUCAGAGGCAGAAAAUUUUGGGCUCUUAAUGGUUAUGACAUUCUGGAAGGUUACCCCCAAAAAAUAUCUGAACUGGGAUUUCCAAAAGAGGUUAAGAAGAUAAGCGCAGCCGUCCACUUUGAAGACACAGGGAAGACGCUCUUCUUCUCGGGAAACCAGGUCUGGAGCUACGAUAACACUAACCAGGUCAUGGAUAGAGACUACCCCAGGCUGAUAGAAGACGACUUCCCAGGGAUUGGUGAUAAAGUGGAUGCCGUCUACGAGAAAAACGGUUAUAUCUAUUUCUUCAACGGGCCCAUACAGUUUGAGUAUAGCAUCUGGAGCAAGCGUGUUGUGCGCGUCAUGCCAGCAAAUUCCCUGUUGUGGUGUUAAGUGUCUUCUAAAUAUUGUUAUUUAAAUCCUGGCGAGCAUUGGACAGAGCACUUCCAGCGAUCCGGGUGUGGGGGAGGGGAGGUCGGGAGAGCUUAGUUCUGGGAACAAGCUUCGGAAACUUAUCUCGGAAUAGAGGGCAUCUGUACAGUGAGCCGUGGCUGGAACCACGGUGCAUUUGAAGGAACGGAAUCCAGCGGCCGCGAGGAUCACCUGAUUCUCGCGCGCUGCACGGAGCCAUGGCCCACGCUGUUUCCCACCACAGACAGGGGACGUGCGGUGUGUCAAAGGGAGCACAAUGUUGAAAUGUAUUUAUAAGGACACUUUGCGCAGGCAUACAUGCAAGUCACAGUUAUGUAAUUAAUGAAUCAUCUUUAUUAAAAAGUAUAAUAGUGUGUGAAUGGGGUCUGCGGGGAGCAUAUGAUACCAGGAACAGACAGAAACCAAAGGGAAGUAUCUGUAAUAAAGACAUUGUGGACAGCUUCCCAAAGCAGUGAUUUGGGUUUUGCACUGAGAAUAUUUGAAUGUACGUGUCCCCGUUCCUACAGACACUAGGAUCAGUCACCCCAGAUGAGAGACAGGGCCCGAGGCUGAGGACAGUAGAUGUGGUCUGUGGGCUCGGUUUAAUUCUCGUUGUUGACCGUGAUCCCAGGCCUACCCACAAAGAAGAUAAAGACAGCCCAUCUCUCUUUGUAUUCAAACAUUCCAGGUCUCCCCCCAAAUACCAAAGGAUUAAAAUGGCUAUCACAAUGAUCUAAGGCGUCAUUCUCCCAUAAAUCAACAGAUUCUUUAAGAUGAAAGGUAGCGCCUAGGUAAUUGCUCUAAUUGUCCCCUUCACCGUGGAUGGACAGCCUCUUUUCUGAAAAUAGAAAGUGUAUCUUGUAAAUUGGAAGCAUGCAAAAACAUACUUCCAAAAUAAGGAAACAUCCAAAAUAAAGAGAACCUCCGACUGGACGGCAGUCCUCCUGCGGAUGUGGAAAUGAGCUUC
This is a messenger RNA of Lontra canadensis (Northern American river otter), 2494 nucleotides long. RefSeq names its product matrix metallopeptidase 13 (gene MMP13). Lineage: Eukaryota; Metazoa; Chordata; Mammalia; Carnivora; Mustelidae. The transcript has 10 exons. Gene Ontology annotation, cellular component: extracellular matrix. Gene Ontology annotation, molecular function: zinc ion binding; metalloendopeptidase activity. Gene Ontology annotation, biological process: proteolysis; collagen catabolic process; extracellular matrix organization. The record is from RefSeq and is a predicted model, not a curated record. The coding region runs from base 85 to 1509 and encodes 474 amino acids.